This is a messenger RNA of Serpula lacrymans var. lacrymans S7.9, 344 nucleotides long. RefSeq lists its product as uncharacterized. The record is from RefSeq and is a predicted model, not a curated record. The transcript is spliced from 3 exons. NCBI's taxonomy places the organism in Eukaryota, Fungi, Basidiomycota, Agaricomycetes, Boletales, Serpulaceae. The annotation marks the transcript as partial.
AACGACUGCGCUUUGUAGAAGCGAUGAAAGAAGCCACCGCUAUCAACGUUCAAGCGCAUGUUGAACAGUUCAAGGCCGAGUUAACUCGCGAAGUAGUGGUCAUGACGCAAGAUGUAGGACGGUUGCAUAAAGAGAAGCAAGCCUUAGAGCAACAGAUUGCAGACCUCUUCGCAUUUUACUCUAAGCAAAAGCAAGAUGACGAGAACCGACUAGCACAGGCGCAACCAGCACUACAGCCCCAGGGUCAGAUGGAGGGGCUUAGAGGACCCCAGAUUAUGAGGAACCUACCGGCUUCUGCUCGACGUCGUGCAUUGCCUCUUCCAAGAUAGAUCUCGAUAUCCUGC